Molecule: messenger RNA, 2913 nt
Organism: Debaryomyces hansenii CBS767
Lineage: Eukaryota; Fungi; Ascomycota; Pichiomycetes; Serinales; Debaryomycetaceae
Gene: BRO1
Product: Bro1p
Exons: 1
Coding region: 1-2913 (970 amino acids)
Biological process (GO): protein transport to vacuole involved in ubiquitin-dependent protein catabolic process via the multivesicular body sorting pathway
Cellular component (GO): endosome
Molecular function (GO): protein binding
Source: RefSeq, a predicted model, not a curated record
AUGAAGACGUAUCUUUUUUCUAUACCAACCAAAAAGACGGAUGAAACCAGUUGGGUUAAGCCGUUAAACAAUUACUUAUUGUCUAUUUAUGGAAAUACCACCGAAUACCAACUGGAUUUGGAGAAGUUUGAUAAAUUAAGACAAGAUAUCAGGGGGGUUAACCCAGACAACACAGGUAUAAAGUUAUACUACAACUACUAUAGUCAAUUAGAAUUAUUGGACUUGAGGUUCCCAUUUUCUACGGUAAAUAGACAUAAGAAGGUCAACUUUUCGUGGUACGAUGCAUUCCAACCAUCUGUUGUGCAUAAGCAGACAGCAUUGGCGUUUGAAAAAGCAUGCGUUUUGUUCAAUUUAGGGGCUUUAUUAUCCACGUAUGCUGGUGCAAAAUAUGAAGAGGCACAACGUAAUAGUUCUAUUGCAGCAGCUGAUGAGACUAUCAAAGAGUCAUUGCAGAUUUUCCAGCAGACAGCUGGGAUAUAUCAAUUUUUAAACGAGAACUUUUUGCAUGCUCCAUCAAAUGAUUUACACCAAGCUAGUGUCAAAUUCCUUGUUAAGUUGAUGUUGGCCCAGGCGCAAGAGGUGUUUGUGUUGAAGGUUAUAAGUGGCGAUUUAGAACAAAACAAAAAUUCUCUAAUUGCUAAGUUAUGCCAGGGUACUACGAAUCACUAUACAGAGUGCUUCAAUAUGGUGUGCAAUAUAAAUAAGUCUGGAGGCGGAAGUUCGCACGAUGACUUUGCAGUUACAGAUACGAACGAAAGUGUAGAUGAUAUACUUGGAGACGAUGACGAUGAUGAUGAUUUAGGUGACUAUAAUCCUGAAAAGAGUGGUGAACCACAAGUUACAGCAAGUAUUGAUUCAGCAUGGGUUGCAACUAUUCACUUCAAAGUUCAGUUCUACGAAUCGUUGUCACAUUACUUUCAUGGAUUGCAGUUAGAGAAAAAUAACAAAUACGGAGAUUCAAUUGCUUACUUGACAAAGUCACAAAAUAUUUUGAACGAAAUAUCAAGCGCCACCUUGAAAGCAAUUUCGAAAUCGGGCUCGAACGAUUCCUAUGAGCUUUUAGAUAACUACAAAUAUCAAAAAGAUGCUGUUGGAAUCAAAUUGACAGAGAUGAAUAAAGAUAAUGAUUUUAUCUAUCAUGACAUCAUUCCUUCACUAAUCACAUUACCCGAGAUAAAGCCAAUGGAUGGUGUCAAAACUAUUCCUAUCAAUAAUAGUAAGCUUUUCAACGAUUUAAACGAGUAUAACUAUAGCAACUUCUUUAAUAAUGUUGUUCCAAUCAAUAUUCAUGAGUUAUUGAGUUUCUAUUCAGAAGAGAAAUCUCAAUUCUUGAGAAAUGAACUUGAUUUGGUUGACGUUUCAAACGAAGAGCUGGCAUCCAUAUUGGAAUAUUUGAAAAUGCCAAAGUCAUUAGUUAAUCUCAAAGAAAUUAUGAAUAGCAGCAAGCAUGUUGAUACCAUGUCAACAUCGCUGGAAACUAACAUAGACCCAGGAGUUAGAAGUAUUGUUAACGAAGUAUCUUCGAAAUAUCAGACAGAUAUGUCCAACAAAGAUCAUAUUUCUACUAUUCGGAAAGAAAUAUAUAAUACUAUCACUGAAAGUGAAUCUAACUUGUCGGGUAAAUUUUCAGAAUCACUAAUCAAAUACAAAGACGAUUUAGUGAGGUUAAAAAAAUCGUUGAUUGAUGCAAGUAACUCUGAUAACAACUUAUUUGGACUUAUCAAUAACGAUAAUUCCCACCUAUACGCUAUUUUAGGUAAAGGAGCUGAUUCUCCGGAGUUCAAAAUGCUUUUUAACGUUGAUUCGCAGACUUCCAAGAAGCAAUCAAAUAAUGUGGAGAAUGAAAUCAGCUUAUUAGAUAUAGAUGAUUCACAGUUAUCGAGUUCGGUGAAUGCUACUGACUCAAUCGACAGCAAAAUCAAAUCCAUAGAAGAUAUUUUGCAUGACUUGAAUUCGAUCAAAAAUAAUAAAGCAAAGUUGGUGGACACGUUGAAGAAGGAAAUACACAAUGACGAUAUUUCUGAUAUUUUGAUCUUAAAUAGUAAGAUCAAAUCAACCAAUGAAAUAAAGACGGUGAUCUUCCCCGAAGAAUUGAAGAAGUUUGAUCCGUAUGGAAAAGAACUAGACAACUUAAUUGAACAAGAAAAAACAUUCAUUAAUGAAUUGAAGAACCAAUGGGCCAAUUUAUCGGAUGAUCCAAAGGUCAAGGAGAUCCAGUCAUCGAAGCAAUUCCAAAGCAAUUUAAUUAAACAUCAAACCGACAAAAUUAUAAAAUUCUACAAUCAAAACUGGAAGAAAUACAGCUUGGGAUUAAGCGCAGGGGUAGACUUCUACAACAAACUUUUGGCCUAUGCUCGACUGCUCAAGCAAAACAUCGCUACAGCAGUAAAUGCACCUCCGCAAUCGUCUUUUAAUGAGAACUUCAGCAACUUGAAUUUGGGCCCACAACACCUGGGGCCUCGAGCUCCACCCCGUCCUAACCAGUCGUACAGACCCUCAUACGGUGACCAGUCUGGAACACCACAAUACAACGCCAGUCAUUUUUCGUCUAAUUCACCUUCGUUGAACCACAAUCUUCCACCUCAGUACUCCCAGUCUUCGCUACACAGAUCGUCCACUGGUGGAAGUUUUGCCAGCCACCACUCCAACGAAAGUCCUGGCUCCUAUUCGAGACCACCCCCAGCUCUCCCACCGAAAAGACCAUCUUAUUCGGCCCAGCCUACACCACAUGCACCACCCCAAGCCCCAUACACCCAAUUCCAACCCCAAGCCUCCAACUACACGGAUAACUCCUCUUCGUCUGCAAACCCGACGAACUUGCCUCAACACCCGGAUUCCGGCACGAACGACCUCAUCUACAAUCAACCGUCAACAUAUCAGCCAAACAUGUACAAUUUCUUCUCAAGUAACUAG